Messenger RNA from Ciona intestinalis (vase tunicate), 6240 nucleotides. The record is from RefSeq and is a predicted model, not a curated record. Lineage: Eukaryota; Metazoa; Chordata; Ascidiacea; Phlebobranchia; Cionidae.
UAAGGUAGAAAUUAAUCACUGAUAGGAAUAAGUUAUGAAACUUCUAUUUUGUGAUACAUUCUCACAAGAGCCCCCUGAUGGAAGUGUUACAAACAGCUGGGCCAUCAUUGACUUCCCAUGUGCUGUAGUGCUCGAAGAAAUACGAAUCAUACCAAGAGGUUCUAGGCUAAGUGACCAACUCUGUCUUGAUGGACAACGCGGCAACACCAACCCCGCUCAUUUUCGAAUUGACUUCUUUGCCUGUGAUAUAAAGAAUGAAAAUGCGAGCACCUUUGAAAACCUGUGUGCGCUUGAUUACCAAGAAAACUCAAAAACAAGCGUUUUCCCACGCCUACCCUUUCUUACCAACAAGCUGCUCUGCUGUGGCUGGUACACCUCUGUAACCAUCGCUGUUUUCGGAGCAGAAGGCUCAGAUGCUUCUGCUGUGAAAGCAAUCCAUGACCGCCGUGAGAAUUUAAGUCGUGUCUCAUCACGCCCCCCACCCAACGUACCCCCACCAACUCACGGGGUUGAGUUCCAGACAGUAGACGACCUUCGUGCUCCAUACCAAGGCAGAGAUUCGAGAGAUUUCAUGAGAAAUCCACCCCUUCUGCCUCUCCCUGGCAUGCUGCCGCAGCCUAAUACAGUCGGCGAACUAAACCAACCAGGAUAUCCAAACUUUGGUCAAGACACAAGCGAUAGGUUACCUAUUUCAACCCACAACUUCCCGAACCCCCCUUUUAGAGACCGGGGUGGAGAUAACUUUAUGUUCCGUGGUGAAUCAAUUGGUGAUAAAAUGUACAGAAACCAGGUCUCACUUCUGCAGGGUGGUGGCAACAAUCCACCAGUUCACCAGCGAGGUUUUCCUCAUGUUGACCAGCGCAACUAUCGGUACCAGCCCGGUAACUCACGGUACAUGGACCAGGAUCAUGGCUAUGAUCGAAUACCCCAGAAGUUUCCACCCACAAACAGGGGGCCACACAAUGAGCAAAGAGAAGCAGAUACAAUGGUGGAAGAUGAAACAAAAUAUGAUGAUGAAGUGAAUGCAAAUCAAAUGCAGAAUGAUGAAGAGUGGAUGGGAGCAGAAUAUGAAGAGAUCAGCGAUGAUGAAAUGGAUGAGGAGGCAAAUCUUCGUGAUAUGGAAGCGAUGAUGACGGCAGAUAUGCUCCUUCCUCCAUCCAUGAUGACUUUUAAUCCAUUCGACAUGGAAGUCUUCCCUCUCUCAUACUUUAGGUCACCAGAUGUGACAGAUUAUGAAGCUCUUCAUAGUAAAUUAAACCAACAAAAUUACGACGAUGAAAUAGAACAAACGAAUACAAUGCAUUCAAAGUCAUGUCAAAACCUGAAAAAAAUGGUUGAAUCCACCUUAAAAAUCUGCCCGGUAACUUUUAAAGAAAAUGGGGUGCCUGUAACUGAACUAUGUGAAGAGAAAGAACAGCAAUGGGUUAAUAACCUGGAAAAAAUUACUCUGAAUGUUACAUCUGAAUUGCCUUACCUGGAUGCAUCAGCAGAUGGAGAAAUAGAUUAUUAUUUAGUCCUUGCAGUUUGGGCAGUACAUGCACUGGAUUUAGACGGGCCGCUCGCAAAGUUGAUUGCACUCAAUGUGCGAGCCAUAAAAGUUGGUUUAGGGUUGGUGAAAAUGCUUUGUGGGACUUGUGCAGAGGCUGUGGAUCAACUGGACAAACUAGAUGUUGUCAGUCACCUCCUUUCUAUUCUGCUGGAGCAACAUGUCGCUUCUUCUGUUAAAGUACAAGCUCUUCAUGCACUGGAUGCUGCUACCAACUGGCCAGCUAUGUUGCAUAGCUUCCUAUUUAAACCAAUAUAUGUCCACACCAACAAUGAUGAGGUAACAUCGAAACACCAAGCUGGAUAUGCAUGGGUUAUAGAGAUUGCUUUACAACCUCAAGCUGCCAGGGUUGCUGCUGGUUUGACACAGUUGACAAAGAAAGCUCAUCUUUAUGAAUGCAUGCACCAAGUUCAAGUUGUGACUCAGUCGUUUGUGAUGGAGCAAAUCCCAGAUGAGUACGCGUACGUGUCAGAGGAUGAGGAGGAUUACAAUAAUGAGGAGGAGGUGCAAGGAGUAGAGAUGGUCGUCAUGUCAUCCGCAUCCGCUGAUGAAGAGGAAGAAGAUGAAGAAGAGGAAAACAGAGAGGAAGUUUUGCCAAACCAAAUGCUCAACGAACACACUAAAGUUGAUUUAAGUCUUCGUAUUGUCCACGAGAAAGGCGAGCGUAAAGUUAUCGGGUUAUCUCGAAACUCGGAAAGUUGUGAUUCUCAAUCUCCUCUUGCCGAUGCGGAUGAGAACGAUCAACACGGUGAAAUUCAUGAAGAAGUUGUCAAGGAAAGCAAUCUGAUGCCAGUUGAAUCAGUCAUCAACAUGAAUGAUGUCACUGUGAAGGAAGAAGAGUUGAUGGAGAUUGCUGGAUGUUUAAAUGAGAUCACUUCUUGCUUCCAAUCUCCCCAGAAAAUGAUCGGCCAACUUCCGAUUCUUAUGUUUCCUCUUUCAAGAAGACAGAGACCAUCAACAAAACAGGAUGAUAACAAGAUAUCAGAACAAACUGUAUACAGACUGGCUGAAGGAACAAAUCUUCUUUCUUCCAUCCAAGCAUUGGUGAGUUUACCCAUCGUGUCCGGACACAAAGUUUUAUUCGAUGCUUGCGGAAGAUUCCUCGAGCUUCUCAUGUCCUCCCAGUCCGGUCUUCUCUACCUUGCAUCCAACUCUGAUUCAGCUCUUCACAUCAUCCAGCACUUGAUGCGAUCCUCUCCGAUGCUCGAUGUCGAGGCUCAGGACUCUCCGUGUCGUCUCGGAGCAAAGUUAGCCUUUCACCUCCAAACAAUUCAAUCCCUGGAUCUUGUCUCCGGACUCUUAGAGUCGGAUGCAGAUGAGGAGGAUUUGGAGGAAGAGCUCGUUCAUGCGUUCAAGACUCUUUACUCAAUCACUUACAUCCCACUUGGAAAGCAAUGUGUGAGCCAGGUCCUCUCAAAAGAAGACAACAUUAAGUCCCUCCUCACCUGCCUUACUUUUCCCCACAAACUUGAGGAUGAAAAAGAAGUGAAAGAAGUUGAAAUUGAAAAAGAAAACAAAAAGGAAGAAAAACCUGAAAAAUCUGAAAAAUCUGAAGUUUCUUCAGAAAAAGAGCCGUCUGUGGAAACAGAAGAUGAAAAGAAAUCCGACGUUUUCCAUCAUCGCUCUGCAGUGAACAACUAUGCGGGUGCAUUGCUGCUGCUGACACUACAAAGAUCAGAAGACAUGACUUACAUCUACAAACAUCUCCAAUUACUUCUAAAGCCAUGCUUCUCCAAGCAGCAACUAAUUUCCCAUUCAGAAGACCUACAGAACUGGCUGACACCACUUCAAAAGCAGCUUGUUGGUGAUGCUAGUGAUAUAGAGAAGCUGACGCAGUUCAUUAAGACGACAACUCCUUUGCUUGAAUGGUUGACUCUUCCAGAUAGUGGUCCAGAACUCUGUAUGGCACUUCGGUUGUUGUGUCAUGUAUGUUUUACAGAUAGUAAUGAGGACUUAAAAGAUGAUGCAGAGUCGAGAGUUCGGGUGAUGCGGCUCUUCGCUACCGACAGUCUCAACAUCAUCCUCUCAUUCAUUGAGCAACUCCACAAAACCUUACAAUUUGCGUGCCACGGCCACCGAGCCAUGGCUUCCGGCAUGCAGCAGCUAACUCACUGCAUGGUUGCCUCCAUGGCACAGAAAAGCUACUCACUCCUACAUCAAAUGCUCUCACAACUUCUCGGGGCGAGCAUCGACACCAAAACUGUAAACGGGGAACGAAUCGCUCUCACUGUAAUCUCGCUCUACUCUGACCUAUACCUCCUACUCUACCCAUUAGAUUCCAUUCUCUUGGACCAAAUGACGGAGCAAGCCAUCUCAAUUCUUUCUCUUUUCUUCUCCCCCUCCUCCUGCAGCGACCAAUCACAUACAGUGCUCAAACAGAUAACGACAUUCGCGGAAAACCAGUGCGACAACUUUCUCCCAACUCUUACAUUGCUAUCCCAUCUUCUACCCCUACCACUGCCUAUAAUAUCCCCACAAGAGCCACCAGACCACGCCCAAGCUUCUGUGGUUGCCACUUGCCGUCUAUGGAGCUCCAUCAUACCAUCCCAUCUUGAUGAAAUAAUGUCCUUGCUUCUACCAUUAUCGUCCUCCACCUGCAGAUCAUUAGUCGAACUGACGAUCAUAAUAAUCCAACAACUAGUCGACCUAUCCCCCACCCUAGCCCACUCUCUAGUUAAAAAAUACGCGGAAGAAAUGGCGCCUCUCUCCGUGAGCGCGGUGCUCGCGGAGCAAGAGGGAAACGAACUCCCAGCUGAGGAAACGGGCGAAAAAGAGAUGUUACUCUCUCCCGAGCAGAUCACGGUCAUCCAAACCUUUGCUGAGAUCAUUUCUCUCCCAGCUGCUAAAUCAGCUUUCCUCUGUGCAAGCCGAAGCGAACCGCAAGGUGUAUUGGACCUCUGGCAGCACGCUUCAUGCGAUGACUCGCCGACCGAUGCAGUUGCUGCUAUAUUACUUUUAGCCUACGUGCUUGUUGACCAGGACACAACUCUUCUACCGCUAGAUGGUAGCACAGAGAACUACGCGAACGCUUUGCCUUCCACCGACCAGAUUACUGCAAUUGCAAAUUUAGCUCUGCGUCAACUUUCCAACGCAUCUCCCCGGGUAUACAAUCGUGCUCUCCUAGUUCUCUGCAAUUUAACUGGGUCUAGUGUUGGAAUCCCGAUUGCUUUGAAAUGCAUUGUAGAUAAACCAAAUCACAUGAGGAACGGACUCAAGCGAGUUAGUGAUGGAUUUAACGUUACACAGUCCUCAAGUGUAGACGCAGCAUUCCAUAUGUUACAGUUAAUACAACAGCUCUUAACAGCGGAUACGGACAACCCUGGCUUGCUGACUAUCGGCGAAUUUAAAGCCUUGUUGACUGACGAUGAUUCGGUGGACAUUGCACCGUUCUUAGCGCUCGAAAAACAACUUUCGGAGUUAGCAUGCAACGACCGUGACUACCCUGAUCAUUUCGCACAAGCACUCGAUCAGUUAUCUGUAUUAAGACAAAGCAUCGCUGCUGCCGACGUCUCAACUUCGGAUCCGAAAAUUCCCGAAGCAGUUUCGCUUCCCGAACCUCUACCGCUACAUGAGCAGUUUGCCAACCGCCCGAUAUUUGCUUUUGGCCAGCACGACCCACUUCUCUACGUUCGACAAUCGCUUACUGCACCACAGAAUAACCGACUUCAUUCUGACAUAGAUGAUUACCGUGUUGUAGAAUGCGACUUGAUUGCCACAGCUGAUAAAUUCUGCCCCGGCUACGAUCUUGCCGAGCAAGUAAACAAACUCGCAAAAUCCAGCGGCCUCCAGGACGACGUUGAAGAGUCAGAAGCGGCGGCAGCAGCGCGCGCAAAGCGUCGCCAAAAAGUCGAAACCUUUUCCGCUCGCUUCGGCAAGACAAUGACCUUCAUUAAACGAUCCCACGGUCUCCUAGUUUCCCACCAACGCACAGGCAGAGGCAGAGGGCGUGGCAACCCAAGCAAUCGACCAUACGACCUUUUCCGUCACCGAAAACAGAACACAAGUCGCCCUCCAUCCAUGCACGUGGACGACUUUCUUGCCGCGGACGAAGAACAGCAAAAAUUCGACGAUAACUCGUUCUUCAAACCACCCGCCCCGAUGCCUUCGACUUCUACAGCCCGCAGAAACAGCCAGCCGUCGUCCUUUAAACGGGAAUUCACACCUCGUGGCCGAGGUGGCAGAGGCGGGUCCUCCAGAAACGGUUCGUCCAGCGCACCCAGAGGCGGCUUCUCUCGUUUUGCGAGCACAGGCUCCGUACAGAACAAGUUCAAACCAAAAUCCGUAAGCACAUCAAGCAGUGGUAACGGUCGUGUGAACCGAAUCCCCGACCGCUUCCGGGGCCCUAACACCACGACCCGCAUCACCAGUCGUCUCAGCUUUUCUCCAAGAGAAGGUUACAAGACGAACAAAACUCAACCACCACCGUGGGAAUCGUCACGCAACUUUUCGGCGACCAAUUCCUUCAGAAACAGGGGCUUAAAAGUUCCUCACAGAAUCCCCCGCACUUCGUCAUUCACCCAGUUCCAUUCUCCUGGGGUGAAACAGUGGGGUGUGGGGUCUUCUUUGCGGCGGGGUAGAGGGUACGCGAAACCCCGCGGAAGAGGCAAGCAUUCCCGAUCCAUCACUCAUUAAAUGCAGAACAUUUUGAACAUACUGUCGCAGUAUCAUUUUAAUAAACGAAAUAUAAUACAGUA